This is a messenger RNA of Fusarium coffeatum, 1449 nucleotides long. RefSeq lists its product as uncharacterized. The record is from RefSeq and is a predicted model, not a curated record. Bases 1 to 1449 code for a protein of 482 amino acids. The transcript has a single exon. NCBI's taxonomy places the organism in Eukaryota, Fungi, Ascomycota, Sordariomycetes, Hypocreales, Nectriaceae.
AUGAGUGGCAGAGCCCAAAAUGCAGUAGCAUCCUUGGGGGUGCUACCUCCCGAGAUCCUGUUACCGAUCGUCACGAGCCUUCCAGGCCUCGACACACUCUGGAGCCUAAUGACGGCUUCACCAAAUGUCUGGCGUCUCUUCAACAAUUACGCCCAUACUAUCACCGAAGGUAUCCUUUCUGGACCAAACUCGAUACUGUACGGAAAGAUCCGAGAGCUUGUUCGUGGAGUCAUCCUUGUGCGCGCUAAGACGCUUCCUUUCAAAGACUUGAACGAGUUCAGGAAUCGGUUCUUAAGAGGCGUGAAUCCUUUGACCGUACAUUAUGGCGCAGAAUACAUCUAUCUUGGACCUGAAAUCUUAUCUGCUGCGAUAGUGCCUACAGAAGUAUUUAGGUCUGUCGUCGCAACAGCAUGUCAAAUCUCUGCCCUGUCGCAGGGUUGUUUGGCAUCGUAUCUAGCGCCAUUCAGGGAUAUCAGGCCGUUGCAUACUUCCGACUCACGGCCUUACUCCCAUGAUCAUGAUCAUGAUCAUGAUCCAGACUCCUGCAGGACCCCCGCCUGGGAACUUGAGAUUGUCGGUAAACCUCACAAGGUGGUGGAUGCAGGACAGCCGAGCUGGCGCGAGGAAAUGAGGGCUCUACGUGCUAUGUGGAUAAUACAACUGGUGGGCGAAAUGAAAGGGCUGGUCAAGGAAGGCUGGUCCGAGGAAGAUAUCGACACGUUGAAACAGAUGGAUGCGGCAGACUUGGUUGAGAGACCUGACAAUAGAGUGAUCAAGGCCGAAGAGGUCGGGUGUGCUAUGGAUUACCUCAGGACCCUUCGAGAUGCCAUACAAAACGAUUACUAUCGACUACCAAUGCCACCUCUGGUUACAAAGAGUAACAGAUGGAUUACAGCAGAGCAAAAAGCAGCUGGUUUUAUAAUGACGGUCGUCGAGUAUUGUCAAAACGGCAAAUUCUUCAAAGUGCAGAAGGGUGAACCUAUACCAGAGGACAGCGAACCGGCCAAGGUUCCAUUUCCCGACGAGGGUAUGGAAUGGAUGAAGGAAGAAGCGCCCCUCAACAAAGUAUCAUGUGGUAUGACUAUAUGGAGAGCCCUAUCACGCGACCGCUACUCGCCUGUUAAGGGUGUCAAAUUCGAUUCUUUCCGCCGAUUGGGCUUUGCCUUCUGGGACAAGGCGAGAUUGCAUCUUGCAGGCCUGACGAAUGGGAUAUCAAAGCCAUUCUACCCAGAUCAAUUCUACUUCUUUGCGUUGGAGAGCAUUCUGCCUGCUGAUGAGGUUGCUAACAUCAAGGCUGAGCUUCGAUUGCCAGACCUGAUUCCGUUACCUCCUGCUCCACCCCUACCAGCGUCUUCCGCCAGUUUAGCAGCACAAAGAAGCACAUUGAGUUUGAGCAGCGUACCCUUACCUGUCCAUACCCCAGACUCACCUCCGGCACCGCCGUCAUAA